This is a messenger RNA of Schizosaccharomyces octosporus yFS286, 1841 nucleotides long. Its product is annotated as C-24(28) sterol reductase Sts1. The transcript has 3 exons. Bases 164 to 1531 code for a protein of 455 amino acids. Lineage: Eukaryota; Fungi; Ascomycota; Schizosaccharomycetes; Schizosaccharomycetales; Schizosaccharomycetaceae. The record is from RefSeq and is a predicted model, not a curated record. Gene Ontology annotation, cellular component: endoplasmic reticulum membrane. Gene Ontology annotation, biological process: ergosterol biosynthetic process. Gene Ontology annotation, molecular function: Delta24(24-1) sterol reductase activity.
CUGCUGUGAAUAUUGUACCAUAACUUUUGCUUUUUUUGCAUUUUUCUUUCAUUGUCUCUUAUUUAAUUUUUCGUGACGCCCUCCGUUAUAUAGUCGUAGUAGCUAUUUCUCUUUCUUGCUCGAAUUCUACCUCCGGGGGUUAAGCCGCAUCAGUUAUUUCAAGAUGAAACAAAACACUGUUUCCAAUGAACGUGCCCAUCGCGAAUUUGGAGGUGCUAAAGGUGUUACGGCCAUGAUGGUUGGCUUUCCUUUUGUUAUGUACUAUUUAUGGGCUAGUGCAAGAUACAACGAUGGUCAAUUUCUUCAACCUACUUCUUACACGCUUAGCGGGAUUUGCGAAUUUUUCCGCACUUUUGGCGGCUAUAUUGCUGAUGGUGCCUAUCCUAGCAAAUAUGCCAUCGCUAUUUUUUGGACGUAUGUCAUUACCGAAGGCAUCUUUUACGUGACACUUCCAGGAAUUCGUACCCGUGGUCUUCCUCUGAAGCAUAGAAACAACAAUUCUCUCCCUUAUUUAUGUAAUGCUGUAUGGUCUUUCUAUACUUCCAUUAUCAUCUUGGCUGUCCUUCAUCUUUCCAACGUCUUUCGUAUCACCACCAUCUUGGACCAGUUCGGACCUCUUAUGAGUGUUGCCAUCAUCAGCUCCUUUAUUAUCACCUUUGUCCUCUACGUCGGCUCUAUUUUGUUUGGUGAUAAGCUUUUUGACAGACCUCAUGCCUUGUCUGGAAACCUCAUUUAUGACUAUUUUAUGGGUGCUAGUCUUAACCCUCGUAUUGGUAAGCUCUUGGACUUGAAGAUGUUUUUCGAGGUUCGUAUUCCUUGGUUCAUCCUUUUCUUCCUUUCCGUUGCUACCGCUGUUCGUCAAUAUGAAAAUUACGGCUACGUUAGUCCCCAAGUCCUUUUUGUUUGUUUUGCCCACUACUUGUAUGCAAAUGCUUGCGCCAAGGGUGAAGAACUUAUCGUUCCUACUUGGGAUAUGGCCUAUGAAAAAUUUGGUUUUAUGCUCAUUUUCUGGAAUAUGGCUGGUGUUCCCUUUACUUAUAGUCACUGUGCUCUCUUUUUGUCUGCCCGUGAUCCUAAGCAAUAUGAAUGGUCUUUCUCAUACAAUUUCUUCGUCUAUGCUUUAUUGAUUUGCUGCUACUACGUCUUUGACAGUUGCAAUAGUCAAAAGAACCGUUUCCGUAACCAAAUUUACGGUUUGACAACUACCCGCAAGUCGUUUCCACAACUCCCUUGGCAAACAAUAAAAAACCCCACUUUCAUCCGUUGUGCGAAUGGUGGUACUCUAUUAACCUCUGGAUGGUAUCGUUAUGCUCGUAAAAUUCAUUACACUGUUGACUUUUUCCAAUCUCUUUCUUGGGCUUUGAUUACCGGGUUUAGUUCUCCCCUUCCUUACUUUUAUCCUUGUUUCUUUAUCAUCGUUUUGAUUCAUCGGGUUACCCGUGAUAUCGAAAAGUGCAAAGCCAAGUACGGUGCUGACUUUAAUGAAUACUGCCGUAUUUGCCCUUAUCUUUUCAUUCCUUAUGUGUUUUAAGGAAAAAGUAGUUACGCUUGAUUUUUGGUUUCAUGUUUCCGCAUUCUGCUGCUUAUAAUGACCUACCGACUACUCGUUUUUACGCGUGCAGUGCCGUAAACUUGUUGCAUCACUCUUCAUGAAGCACUGUGUUUUAUGAUAUAAAUGAUAGAGUUGUUGUAAAAGUUUAAAGAAAUCGAUUAUGAACAAUUAUCAUAGAAAACCAUUUUGUUCUUUUUGAAGUAGCAAACCACCAUGAAUUGUAACAGAUUUGUGCCAAAUAACUUUUUCGAUUUUCCAUUGCUCAUCAAGUUUAGGAACCGGUUUGUCU